Messenger RNA from Penicillium subrubescens, 1614 nucleotides. Its product is annotated as guanine deaminase. Gene Ontology annotation, molecular function: zinc ion binding; guanine deaminase activity. The transcript has 2 exons. The record is from RefSeq and is a predicted model, not a curated record. Bases 1 to 1614 code for a protein of 537 amino acids. Lineage: Eukaryota; Fungi; Ascomycota; Eurotiomycetes; Eurotiales; Aspergillaceae. Gene Ontology annotation, biological process: guanine metabolic process. Gene Ontology annotation, cellular component: cytosol.
AUGGCGCAAGCAUACGCAUAUACCAUCUAUCGCGGUACAUUCGUUCACACACCCCGUCUACCAGACUCUACGCCUCGGCUAAAAACAGAGCUUGUGCGUAAUCGUGGCGCACUAUGGGUGGCUUCUGCGGACGGUCGAAUCAAAGGCUUUGACUGGCAGGCUCGCGAUGAUGCCUCCUUUAAGGAAUUGAUGACCCGUAAUGGGUGGGUGGAUGUGGACGCCCCCCAAACUUAUGGCUAUGACGGAAACGAAGUCAAGGUGAAGAUUGUCCUUGCAAGCGAAGAGAGAAAUGAAUUUUUCUUCCCAGGAUUUAUCGACACACAUAUCCAUGCCCCGCAAUUCCCGAAUGUUGGCCUGUUCGGCUCUUCGACUUUGCUCGACUGGCUGGAAACGUAUACGUUCCCCGUUGAGUCAGGCUUUGGCGCCCAGGCAGACCAACCCGGUGGAACCGAUAAGCUUCCUAAUGAUGCACCUCUAUCAGCAUUGCGAAUCUAUGACCAAGUGGUUGCACGCACUCUGUCUCACGGCACGACAUGUGCAUCCUACUUUGCCACGGUCCAUGUCCCAGCGACAAAUGCACUCGCUGCCCUAUGCCACUCGCGCGGACAGCGUGCAUUUAUUGGACGCGUAUGCAUGGAUAAUCCGGACUUCUGCCCACCAUACUAUAAGGAUCUAUCGGCUGACGACUCGGUGAGCGCGACAAGAUCGACGAUUGAGUAUAUCCGCGGGCUGGAUCCAAAGGGUACUCUUGUCAACCCGAUCAUCACUCCACGCUUCGCGCCGACUUGCACGCGGCCUGCUCUGGAGGGCCUUGGAAAAUUAGCGGCUGAGUUCAGCCCGCCAUUGCACAUCCAGACCCAUAUCUCCGAGAACACGAACGAGUGCGCGCUUGUCAAGGAACUGUUCCCCGAGUCGGAGAGCUACGCAGAUGUCUACGACAGGUAUAACCUUCUCACCAAGCGGACGAUUCUAGCUCACGCUGUUCAUCUCACCCCUGACGAGCGCAAUCUGAUCCGUCAGCGAGACGCAAAGAUAUCGCACUGUCCGGCCUCGAACUCGGCUCUUGGAUCGGGAAUUGCCCCCGUUCGUACUUUACUUGAUGAGGGAAUUACCGUCGGUUUGGGCACAGACGUGAGUGGAGGCUAUAGUCCCAGUAUUCUCGAAGCUGCACGCCAAGCUUGUCUCGUAUCUCGAUUACUCGGGCAUACUACUUCCUUCUGCCAGAAGGGAGACAAGCAUGUGCACGAAAAUGGACACGCUGAUAAACCUAUUAUCGGCCGCGAGAAAUUGUCGGUUGAGGAGAGUUUGUACCUGGCGACUCGCGGCGGCGCUGCGGUCGUUGAUAUGGCUGAUGAUCUUGGUGGCUUCGACGAGGGCAUGAUCUGGGAUGCACAACUCAUCGAGCUCGGUAGCGUUCAGGAAUUGAGUGAGAAACCGCUCGAUAUGAGAACAGAUGGUGCUCCGAGUCUGGUGAAAGCUGGUCCCGUUGGCAAUGUCGAUCUCUUUGGAGCUGAGACGUGGGAGGAGAAGAUCCACAAAUGGGUAUGGAGUGGUGAUGAUCGCAAUGUCAAGGCUGUCUGGGUCGCUGGACGGCUGGUUCAUUCGAAGUCCUAG